AUGUAUCACACUAGUACACAACGAAAAUAUUGGACAUUUCCCAACGAAGAGGAAAUUGCCCAACAUAAAGGCGCUCUACAUAACCAAUUCUUUCAAAAAUUAAAGGAUGAUGAUUCUAGACAUAUACGUACCAAAGAUUUGCCCAGUGUAGAAGAACUAGAUCAUCUUUGCACCUUUUAUGAAUUCGAAUUAAUGGAUCUCUGCAGGCGUUUUGACCCACCAAUGCCUGCUACAGCUGCAGUGUAUAUGAAGAGAUUUUAUCUUGUCUGUUCCGUGAUGGACUAUCACCCAUGUGAUAUCAUGUUGGCAUGCGUCUACCUUGCUACGAAGGUCGACGAGUAUAAUAUUUCUAUAGAUAAGUUUUUGACAAUGGUUCCUGAAAACGAUAAGGAACGAGCCAAAAGUCGUACGCUUGGAUUCGAGCUAUUAGUAAUGGAAAAAUUGAAAUUUCAUCUGACAAUACAUUGUCCGUAUAGACCAGUGGAAGGUUUAUUAAUCAACAUUAUGACGGUGAUUCCAGAAAUUGCCGAUAAAAUAGACGAGCUUAGAAGGCAUAUCGAUAAAUUUUUAUCGAAGAUACUGUAUUGUCAAGCAAUGUUGAUCUAUCCCCCAUCUCAGGUCGGUGAAAUUGCUUUAUUCCCUUCACAGAUUGCACUUGCGGCAAUAAUUGAAGCUGGUGAAAAAGCAGGACUGGACUUAUUCGAGUCUGUUAUAUCUGCAGUAUUAAAUAACAAUUCCUAA
Messenger RNA from Trichoplax adhaerens, 741 nucleotides. RefSeq lists its product as uncharacterized. Gene Ontology annotation, biological process: regulation of transcription by RNA polymerase II; regulation of cyclin-dependent protein serine/threonine kinase activity. Gene Ontology annotation, cellular component: transcription factor TFIIK complex; nucleus. NCBI's taxonomy places the organism in Eukaryota, Metazoa, Placozoa, Uniplacotomia, Trichoplacea, Trichoplacidae. The transcript is spliced from 8 exons. Bases 1 to 741 code for a protein of 246 amino acids. The record is from RefSeq and is a predicted model, not a curated record. Gene Ontology annotation, molecular function: cyclin-dependent protein serine/threonine kinase regulator activity.